Messenger RNA from Dermacentor silvarum, 6474 nucleotides. RefSeq names its product prolyl 4-hydroxylase subunit alpha-1 (gene PH4alphaEFB). Gene Ontology annotation, cellular component: endoplasmic reticulum. The record is from RefSeq and is a predicted model, not a curated record. Gene Ontology annotation, biological process: peptidyl-proline hydroxylation to 4-hydroxy-L-proline. NCBI's taxonomy places the organism in Eukaryota, Metazoa, Arthropoda, Arachnida, Ixodida, Ixodidae. Gene Ontology annotation, molecular function: iron ion binding; L-ascorbic acid binding; procollagen-proline 4-dioxygenase activity. The coding region runs from base 637 to 2334 and encodes 565 amino acids. The transcript is spliced from 14 exons.
UAGGCGCGGGCGCCGGCACUUUGGCGGUGUGCAUAAGCGUAGUCCUCCCGCUCCGCUUCAGUCGUUUUGUCUCUACUAAAGUUCAAGUGCUUUGAGAGUGUCCUGCCGAAUUGUGCGCGUAGUCGCCUCCAAGCGUACUGUCUUCAAUAUUUGUGCAGUGUGCGCGUGUAAGUAUAGUUACGACUGCUUUUCUGCACGAAUGCAGCCACGUCUUAAAGAAAAAGGAUCUCCCACUUGUGGCCUUGACAACUGAUGGAAAUGUGAAGCUCAAGAGACGGAGAUAAUCUGCGCCGUGGAGAUGCUCUUAGACGCCUUUUUGUGCAAUUCUCCAGAAAGUGUGACGUGCCAUGUGGGAGCAUUGAUAUUUUGUAGACUCUGCUGGCUUUGGGAGGUCGUACUAUCGCGAAAAGAAAGCUUGUAUCACGGAAAUGCAGGAUACGCGUUGGCUGUUCGCUGCGUUGAAAGAGAAACGGCAGUGAGGAGGCCAUUUAGCUCGGAGGCGACAGCACGUCCGCUCCUGCGCUCUGUACGUACAGUACAUCUCUCGGUAAUGUAGAAGCUACCAUUUCGUCCGUGACUGCCUCUUUUGCACCUUAAUUCGAUCCUCCGUUGAGAGUAGUGCCUGCGUGUGCAGAAAUGGCCAUGGUGCGUCCAUUCAUGCACCUGCUUGUUGCUGCGUGCUCUUUUAUCAUACUGAGUACACAAGUUCAGGGUGAAGUUUACACUGCUCUGGUUGACCUCGAGAAUCUUCUGCACACGGAAGGUGCCAUCGUCCAGACGCUUCAGCGUUACCUGGACGCUGAAGAAAAUAGACUAGAAAAAAUUAAGAAGCUUAGGCAAGAAUUCAGCCAGCUGCACAAGGCUGCCAGCAGAGAUGGUGAUGAGUUCGUCUCCAAUCCUGUCAACGCAUUCCUGCUUGUAAAGAAGCUCACUGCCGAUUGGAAGACUGUCUCAAGACUCAUGUUGAACACGGAAGGAAAGGCAAUGGUGGACAACAUAACACACUCUGGCAACCUGCGCUUCCCAGAUGAGGAGGACCUCACAGGAGCAGCCGUUGCUUUGCUCCGGCUGCAAGACACAUAUCGCUUAGACACAGCAAGUCUGGCAAAGGGCCGCAUCCAAGGUGUUACCAGGCCAUCCCCCGAACUUUCUGCGGGUGAUUGCUUUGAGCUGGGCCGGCAGUCAUAUAACAAUGAAGACCACUACCAUACAGUAUUGUGGAUGCAAGAGGCACUUGACAGGGUUGAUGAAGAAGUGGACAAAACAGCUGACAGAACAGAAAUUUUGGAGUACCUGGCCUUCUCUACUUUUCAGCAAGGAAAUGUUCAUCAUGCACUUAAGCUGACAAACGACUUGCUCGCUGCGGUUCCGGACCAUCCUCGUGCUCCGGGGAACAAGCGGUACUAUGAGGAUACUUUGGCAAAACGGGAGCAGUACAAACGAGGAGAUGACGGUGAUGUCUCUGAAGAUGAUAGCAUUACUUUGAAGAAGAGGUCACCACUUCCAGAUGCUGACUCUGAACGUGGCAUCUAUGAAAGGCUUUGCCGAGGAGAAAAGUUUCCACCAUUAUACCAUGACCGGGAGCUGACAUGCCAGUACCGUACGAACAACCGGCCAUAUCUGUUGCUACAGCCAGCCAAAGAAGAAGUGAUGUUCCCGAAGCCACGAAUUGUUGUUUACCAUAACGUUUUGUCUGAGCAUGAAAUGAAUGUCAUCAAGACACUUGCACAACCACGGCUGAGGAGGGCGACAGUGCAGAACUACAAGUCUGGAGAGCUGGAAACUGCCAGCUACCGUAUUAGCAAGAGUGCCUGGCUGAAAAAUGAAGAGCAUGGUGUGAUAGCCCGUGUCACCCGAAGAAUAGAAGACAUCACUGGGCUGACUGCAGAUACUGCUGAGGAGCUUCAGGUGGUCAACUAUGGAAUAGGUGGCCAUUAUGAGCCCCAUUUCGAUUUUGCCAGGCGAGAAGAAAAGAAUGCUUUCCAAAGCCUCGGGACAGGGAACAGGAUUGCCACGUGGCUCAACUAUAAAAAAGGCAAGCAAAAACUACCACCGCACUUGUCAAAUGGCAACCGGGUUUCCACGUGGCUUAACUAUAUGAGUGAUGUGUCUGCUGGUGGUGCAACAGUCUUUCCUCAGCUGAGGUUGACCCUUUGGCCAGAAAAGGGUGCUGCUGCUUUCUGGUACAACCUGCAUCGUAGUGGUGAGGGGGACAUGCUGACUCGGCAUGCUGCCUGCCCAGUCCUUGCUGGCUCGAAAUGGGUCUCAAACAAAUGGUUCCAUGAAAGAGGCCAAGAGUUCCUCAGGCCGUGUGGCACACGCAUCAACCAGUGACGAGUGACAAAAGCCCAAGUGUAGCGGUGGCAGUGCAGUUAUGUGGAGCACUGACCUGAGCACUGCCCCAGCCAGGCUGCAUGAAGCCAGCGCGAGACAAGCUAAGCACUUACUCCUCUUAGGGAACAAUGUACAACUCUGUGCCUUUACAGUUCAACAUCGUCUCCUAUACCAUCAAAACCCACAUAUAUUCUUGACAUUGUGCAACACAUGCAGCUUUUGCUAUUCAGUUUUGUAGUGUUUCUUUUGUCAGGCCUUUAGCUUACAAUUUGCAUUGUUUUUUGUCAUUGAAAUUUAUUGUGCAGGCCACAAUAUCAUGAACAAUAAGGUCACAUGUGAACAAAAUGUUUAUCUUUGUAUUUAUGUUUUUUGGAAACUGAAUCCCCAUGUGUAAUUUCAUUUAUGCUAUAAGCUCUGUCAAGAGAUGAUACAGUCAAGACUUAGAAAGGAGUGCGAGCUUUUGCUGUGCCAUUUUUGCGAAUAGGCCUUGUAUUGUUUUGUAGUCCUCACAAUAAGCUUUUAUGCCAGAAUAUGUUCUUGUACAAAGGAGGACAGCUAUUUUAGUCCCUUUCAUCUGUUACUUGCUGUUUUUUUUUUUUUUAAGUUACAAACUACUUUAGAAUCUCAGUUAUCCAAACUCUGUUGCAUCAAAUUUUGAGUGCGACUGAGAAGGAAUGCUUAAAUGGACCCUGUAACACAGCUAUUUGCCUUUCUCUGCAUUACAGACCAUUGCAAACUUUUCCCAUCUCUUUCACGUCAUUAUGCACAGAAAUGCAUCAUUGAGCAUGCAAGCUACCAUUGGUAGGUUUGCUUAAACAGGAGAGCAGGGUGCAUUCGCUGGUAGAGCAGUGAAAAAAUCAAACAAAGGAACAUGUAGCAUGACUUUGCAUGACUGGCUGAGGAUCCCGGUCAUAGUAUGUGCUGCAUUGGGCCCAAUAGUGAGUGUUUGCAAUGAUAAACUGAAGCAGCCAGAAAGUGAAGCAACAGUUGCAUCAACGCAAGUUGUUGCACAGCCACCCUCAAAUAUAACACGUGAUUUUUAAAUAUGUGGUUAAUCCAGCAGUAAAGUCAGGUUAAAUAUUCCUAUAAGGGUGUAGCAAAGUAAAACUUUGAUGAAAUAGCAUCUAGAUCCUAGCAAUUACUGAAAUGUCAAUGUGACGGUUCCAACAGCUAGGGACGUGUUGUCCUGUGCUUUUUUUUUUUUCUUUCUUUUUUUUUUUUAAUAAGGUGCUCCCGUCUCUACGUGCUGCAACCAUCACACUGUCAUCAUGCACCAACAGGCCCAGAAAACCACCUUACUCAAUUAUUAAAAUGUAUUCAUGCUGUGAUUCAUAGCAUGCAAGGCAGUCUAGCUGCAGCAUUCAAGGCUGUGUAUAGCUGGUGCAUGUCACUGUUUGAUGGCACUGAACCUAUCAAUGAUCACAAUGUUCCAAUACGUAGCUUGCACUUGAUGUCAGCUUCGGUCAUGCAUCCUCCAUUGCCGAGCUCAUUUGUCGUUGUGCCAGUGCUCUUCGUGGUACUAUGCAGCAUAUCAUGUGCACUGUGUACCUUUCCUUGUGGUUAUGUGUUAAUGACAUGACGAAGGAGGAUUCUUCAGGACUGUGUCCUGCAUGCUUUGAUGAACUUGUGGGCCUGACGCAUGCUUGGUACAGAGAGGAAAUUGUCAUAUGUUACAAGAUCUACCUAUUAGCCUCGAGGACCACCACAGGAGAGACCGGCGCUGCUAUCGUGAUGACGUAGAAUGUGACAUCUUGUGACUCGCGUUCGUGCCUUUGCCACAGCCAACGCAGCUCGCUGGCUGGGCGAUUGAAGCCUUAAUCCUAUGGUUAUUGAUAACAUGUUUCAUUCCCAAGGCAGCAAUUUAGUUGGCGACUCUGACAGCAUGAUUCGCUGCUUGGUGCCGCAGUGCCAGACAUAUUUAACCGAGGGCGGUGUGAGUUUUCACGCGUAACCCAAAACAAAACGGUAGCGAAAUGCAUGGCCGCUAAAGUCACUGAAAACGAAAUAAUAUGGUGAUCAUUAGAGUUAAGCAAGCGAUGCACACAGGGCUUCUAGUGUGGUCACUUAUCACAUCAGUCAAAAUACUUGGUGCAGAGAUGCAUGUGACUUGCAUGCUCGCACACGGCGGAAGCGUGGAUUGAGGCGACAAAAAUAUAAGCGGUUGAAAUUCCAUGUAUUAUAUAGACCGGUGAUAAAUCAUCGUCUUGCAAUAAUUCUGGCAAAAGUGACAAGCUGCCCUCCCCACGACUAAUGCUGUGAACAGUACUGUUAUUGUGGCAAAAGUGCGUAUACAGUUGAACCCGGAUAAAUUGAACCCACAUAUAAUGAAUUAUUAUGUAUAAUGAACAGCAGUAAAAUUCCCUUGAAAAUGUUUGUAUAAAAUUUUUAUUUUAUAUAUCGAAUUACCUAUAUAUCAAACUUUUUUGUGAUUCCUUUCAGAUUUGAUAUAUCCGGGUUCGACUGUAGUUCCUUUUAUAAAAGAUCAUGCGAACUGAAUAGCCAAUAUGAUAGCAUCAGGUUGCCUGCUCACUAAAAAUCUUUGCUGCCCUACACACCAGACUGGGAUGUACCCGCUAGGUUGUUUUGCAGCCAAGACGCCAAACAUGCAACGCUUAAAAUAUGCAAACACUCGGAAUUAGCCGUGGCUGAAUCGCUGUGUAUGCCGAGCACUUUGCAGCUGGAGUCAAUGUAAUGUCACUUUCUACGUCCCAGAGAGAUUCCAGCGGAUGACGCCACGGUAUGUCCUCGAGGCCAAUAUCAACUCUCAGGUGCUACAAUCUUGUGGGACCGACACAGGCUCAGUACAGAGAUAAAAUUGCCAUGUGUGACGGCGUCAAUCCAUAUCAACUACCAGGUGCUAUGGAGCCUACUGCCAGGUGUCAUGCUGGUAAUGUUAUAAAUUGUCAAACGGUUAUGUUUGUUAUGUUAUUUGCUUGUUGUCUACCAGUUACGCCUGCUGAUAUGAACAUUGUUUAGUGUUUUCAAGUUCUUUCUGUUGAUCCGCACAAGGCAUGUGCCUUGCUGCUUCUCGGAAGCACCUUAGUGUGGUCACACUGGCUUGUUAUCAUCUUCAGCAAACCUUACAUGCUUGGUCUCUUUUCAUUUGACUUGCAUUUGCUGCUCAUUUGGCCGCCAAAUAUUGUACAAAUCGCUAUUGCAAUGGUUUUGACGGGGAAUGCGAAAGUCACAGAACUCAAUCCUGUGAGGAUGUCAGCAGUUUGUCAACUGCAAUAUGCUCGAUGUUGGCGGCGCCAUAUCCCACAGUUCUACACAACAACGUGCAUGUAACCUAUGCAUACAGUAUAACCUCGUUGAUGCAUUUCUAUUUGCUUUCCCAGCUCUUACACUCUCAAACACCAGUCCUGUUUAGUUCCCAUAAAUUCAUGUAUUAGCUUCCCAUUUGUUACGUUUCUCUUUCCGGUUGUAUCUUCCAAAAACUACCACCAAGGCAACAUAGUUCAUCAGCAGUGCCUACAUUAAGCAUGCUAUGGCAUGAAUAGGAGCCCAUGUCACCUAUAAUGAAUACGCACACAUCCUCCGAUGACAGUGGUGAGACAUUGGAACCACUGAGUAUGUUGGACAUUGUUGCCGAUCUCAAUUUUUUUUUAUCCCAUUUAAACUGAAACCACUGAACCCUGUAUAGUACAGUAUCAUAAAAUGAGCUAAAGCAAUGUGCUAAUGGAUUCUUUCUGUUUACUUCCUCAUUGCUCAUGCUUAAGAACUGCUCAGUCAGAGAUAAUACAGUAGACAUUUGAAUACCCAGCUUUACCUUUGGUAGGCAUUCAUAACGCCAAUGUCUUUAGGACAACAGUGCAAAUAGCAAUGGUCCUGCAUUGAUAUGUUGUCACUGACAAUAUUUACACCCAGCCAAAACUCAAGCUGGCAUUUAGGUCAGAUUUUUUUUUUCUUUUAUGUAAUUCUCUUAUUGCUCAAGUUUGUAUCAGGAGAUUCUGCUGUAGUUACCUACCUGCUGUCAUAAGAAGUUUGUAGCUAUUCUAUUGCACUAGCUAUUCCCUUUAGUUCAAGGCAUUUAUUUCCAUGCAUACUUUUUUUUAUAUUUGCUGCAUUUAUGUCAGAGAAAUCUUAAGCAGCUUGUUUGUUUUGUUUUUUUUCUUCUUCACUCCAGAAAACACAGAAACA